ACUAGGCAUCAUGAAUGAGAUUCCAAUCUAUCAGAUUCCAGAUCAACUCAAUUGUUCAGGACCUGCUCCUUCAAACAGUUAUAUUCCGAAUCCAAAGCACACUCCAGCACCACAAGGCAGUAGGAAUGCGCCUUUUAACGGCAAUAUUCCUGAACAAAAGCAGAAUCCAGAUGACGUUCAAAGAACAGAACCAGAUUUUUCUCGGAUGUUUUACUUAGUCCGUCAUGGCAAUGAAAAUUCAAACUCAACGACAAAAAUAUCAUCUAUGCCAGUACGUUAUUCAGCUGUGCCUGGACAGAGAGGUUCAAUCAGUACUCAAAGUAGUACAUCAGAAGAAGUAACGCAGUCUGUAUCAAAUAGUUUUAACAUAAAUGUGGACAAUAGAAUAGUAGUUCGUAGCAAAUCUCUAAGGGAGAGUAAUGCAUAACGUUGACAUAAAUUAUGACAGUGUAUUUAAAUAACUAACAAGUUUGCUUUUGUUAUUGUGUUUAAAACUGUUUAUCAUUUUUUUAAGCCAAUUAUAUGUUUUGAUAAUGUUGAAAUAUUAGCAUACCUUAUUCCACAAUUGUAUUGUCACUCUUCUUUAAACACUUGUUGUUACUCUGUAUAUGCAUAUAUUGUUCAUUGAAAGAGAGAGAGAGAGAGAGAGAGAGAGAGAGAGAGAGAGAGAGAGAGAGAGAGAGAGAGAGAGAGAGAGAGAGAGCGUACCCUUUAUAUCCUUUAUCAAUGAAAUCAUGAAAGGAAACGCAAGAAGAUUGGUCUUGUACGAGUCAUGAAUAUUAACACGUAAUAUUAAACCAACCUUGAGAUACAUUCUCCAUAUGCAGGCGCCGUAUGAAUGUUGCUGCACAGAACAUAGGAUAGAACACCGACUGACUGUUGAAAUACCAAUUCACCAACAAGUAUGUUGUCGAUCAAACGUCCAGCACUUUGAUAUACUUUCCUCGGUUUUUUAGAAUCAGUACAAUUCACAGGGUAAGAUUUGCUUAUGAAAACAUAAAUCAAGAAAUAUGUAUUUACGCAUAACUUUCUUGUUGAGAAACUCCUUUUUACAUAGACGUUGAGUUUAAACUUUUAAUUGAGCAUUGGAAACAGUAGUUUAAAGCGUAGAAAAAACAAUUAUCAAUAUCGCUGAUUUGCAGUCGAUCUCUGAUUACCUAUACCUCAUCACAAUAUUUCUGAAGGCCAUCUUUUAAUUUAGAAAGAUUUGUGUUAAGAAAUAUGUUCAUUCGAAAAUCCUGAUGACACGGCUGUAUAUUCCUUUUAUCAUUUUUUUCUUCUUCAUUAAACUUUAGUAUCCAAUAUAAAGACGGGAUUAUUUAUUUUAUAAACAAGGCAUUAUGAAAUAAGGAAUUGAAAAUUGUUUCUUUUACUUAAAUUGUGAUGAUAAAUUUAUGUCAACACCUUGCACUGCGUGAUUUAUUAAGAAAACCUCUUCGCAACAUUUCAGAUAUUUUAUUUGACGUAAUCAUAUUCUUGAUGUUAUUACACGUUAAAGACUAUAUAUUGAAAAAUACCUCUGAUCAACUUUUAUUUUCUCAUGCAACACAUGCAACAGGUACCAAAAAGAACAGGAACUAUGUGCACUUUUAGGAAAUUGUGGCAUCGCAUUUUAAAAUGAGAUUGUGUUUAAUAUGUUUAUGUAAUGUGUUGUGUACUUA
Mytilus californianus (California mussel) is the source of this 1661-nucleotide messenger RNA. RefSeq lists its product as uncharacterized. Bases 11 to 427 code for a protein of 138 amino acids. The transcript has 6 exons. Lineage: Eukaryota; Metazoa; Mollusca; Bivalvia; Mytilida; Mytilidae. The record is from RefSeq and is a predicted model, not a curated record.